This is a messenger RNA of Chaetomium strumarium, 2088 nucleotides long. RefSeq lists its product as uncharacterized. Lineage: Eukaryota; Fungi; Ascomycota; Sordariomycetes; Sordariales; Chaetomiaceae. The record is from RefSeq and is a predicted model, not a curated record. The transcript is spliced from 3 exons. Bases 1 to 2088 code for a protein of 695 amino acids. Gene Ontology annotation, molecular function: oxidoreductase activity.
AUGUAUACCAUCUGUGUGCGCUGCAUAGCGCAUACUCCGGGCAGCUCCGGCGCCAAGCGCAGAUUUCCGCGAGCUCCAGGUUGCGUGCGAUUCCUGAGCUCUCGUGCCACCUCUGCGGCCCGCCCCCGACAACCGCCACCCCGAGAUCACCGCCUCCCGCCAGCGCCAGCCACGAGUUUUGCGUCACCGUUGAGUGUUAUUCUUGCAAGCGGCAGUCACAGUCAAGGCAGGAGACAUUAUGCUACUGGCAAGGACCAAGGCCCGCGUUCCAUCGCCGUGCUCGGCGGUGGGCUGACGGGCCUCACCACAGCAUGGUAUCUGACACGCAACCUCCCACAAGCCAAGAUCACAAUCUACGAGGCAAACGACCGGCUGGGCGGGUGGGUAGACACGACGAAGGUCAAAGUGCGAACCCCGGACGGCACGGAAGGCACUGUGCACUUUGAGCACGCCGCGCGCAUGGUGAAGCCGCAAACCGGAGGUUCGGGAGGCGUCCCCCGGUGGGACGACCUGGUGUUCUUCGACAUGGUCGCCAACCUCAACCUCGCUGAUCAGCUCGUCCACACUGUGAAAGGGGAGGAUACCGUCGCCGGCUACAUCUACUACCCCGACCAUCUAGCUGCUGUGCCUACUGCAAACGGGGGACUUCUCAAUGUGCUUGCCAGUGCGGGCAAGAUGCUUACCGAGCCCGUCUUCCGGGACCUGAUACCUGCUGUGUUCAACGUAUUCACCAAGAAUAGGUACUCGUAUAAGGCGGACAUCUUCAAGGGACGCAUCGACAUGUCCCUGGGCGAUUACUAUGCGCACCUGUUUGGAGGCCCUGGUCUGGUGGACAAGGCUCUGUCGGCCAUGGUCCACGGCAUAACGGGCGGGGAUGUGUGGAAGCAGAGCAUUGCGAGCGGGCCGUGGGCUGACAUGGUCGUGCCCAACGACCAGCCCAUGACCAACGCGCGCGUGCGCCGAGUUGACUAUGAGUUGAUGAGGCAGAUCAUCCAGGACAAGGCCGUGUUUGAUCUGGCAUCACAGCACCUCGGGUCUGGCGCGCUCUGGUUUCGAAACGGCUUCAGCACGCUGACCAACGCGCUCGCUGACGCACUGAGGAAGAACCCCAACGUUACGAUCAAAACGAGCGACCCUGUUGAGUCUGUCCGCUAUCUCGACGAUAUCGACCGGAUGUCUAUUACCACUAGGAAGAACAAGAAACCGGUCGCCUAUGAAAAGGUAGUCUCAACCCUAUACGCCAAAACACUGGCAGGCCUCACCGACGGCCGCCUGCCUUCUCUCGCUGAGUCCAGCGCCGUCACAAUCAUGCUCGUCAACAUCUGGUAUCCCGUGCCCGCAGCCAACCAUCCCUACCACGCCUUCGGCUACCUUCUACCCCAAGCCCUACCCCACGAAGCCAACCCGGAAUGCGUCCUCGGGGUAAUCUUCGACUCGGAGCGCGAAUUCAGGCUCAGCCCGGAGGAUGGCAGCGCCGUCAACCGCGGCGCCGACACGCUCAUGGGCACCAAGCUGACCGUCAUGAUGGGCGGGCACUACUGGGACGACCUGCCGGCCUCUUUCCUGCCGGACGAGGAAAGCGCCAUCGCCAUGGCCAAGCGCGCCGUGCAGCGCCACCUCAACCUCGACCCGCAACUCUCGGCCCAAGCGCACGCCCAGGCUCGCCUCUGCCGCGACUGCAUCCCGCAGCACCUCGUGGGCCACAUCGCGCGCAUGCGCGCCGCGCACGCCGACCUGCAGUGGGGGUUCAAGGGCCGCCUGGCCGUCGCGGGCCAGUCGUACCAGAGCCCGGGCGUGCUGUACAUGCUGCGCGCGGGGCGGGACGUGGCGAUGCAGAUUGCCGGCGGUUUCGGUUCGGGCAGCUCGUCCUCGUCGCAGCAGCAGCGACAGCAACAGCAGCAAGAUGGUGAAGAGGGGCUUUUGGGCGUAGGCGAGACCGGACUGGAGAGGUUUACGCGGCAGCCGGAGUAUAUGUCGGUGGAGAAGGCGAUGCUGCCGUUGCGAUUUAAUAGCGGCGCCUUCUUGGAUGAGAGCGGCGAGAUACAGCCUCAGAAUCCGCAGCUGCGGAACGCGGCGCAUAGUCGCUAA